Ogataea philodendri is the source of this 318-nucleotide messenger RNA. RefSeq lists its product as uncharacterized. The transcript has a single exon. The record is from RefSeq and is a predicted model, not a curated record. The coding region runs from base 1 to 318 and encodes 105 amino acids. Lineage: Eukaryota; Fungi; Ascomycota; Pichiomycetes; Pichiales; Pichiaceae.
AUGGACAGCAGCUUCUUUCUGAGAGAAGCACGGGCCUCCAGCGGCGACACCCCCGUUGCAGGGCCAGUGACUGCUGAGAUAUCCAACUCGGGAGACGUUUCUGGGACCUCGUUUAGAGACUUGGCAACGUCUCUGGCCAAAAGAGUCUCUUCCUCCAACUCGUCCUCUGUACAGAUGUUCAGUAUGGAAACAAGAAUAUCAAGCACUUUCUCGGCCACAAACGGCAGAGACCACUCAAACACGUCCAUAAAGUCGGGAAGAUGGUACGGCGAGUCUGUGGCAACAAACUGUUUGAUAUUGAAAGUUGCACCGUCAUAG